Messenger RNA from [Candida] anglica, 1281 nucleotides. NCBI's taxonomy places the organism in Eukaryota, Fungi, Ascomycota, Pichiomycetes, Serinales, Debaryomycetaceae. The record is from the annotation of a GenBank genome assembly.
CGAGAGAAUCACAAAACACGUCAACAAACAAAAAAAAAAAAGGAAAAGUUCAACAUUACAAGUUUAGUUUCUUUCAUUGACACAUUUUGAAAGUCCCUGUUUAAAUUCAAUUUACAAAUCAUCAUGUAUUCAAAGAAUGCGAUUGUGCGUCAAAUACGAAGGAAACCAGCAUAUGCGGUGAUUCCUGUGGCGGUGAUUGUCGUAUUAUACUUGUUCAUCUUUGGAGGACUCUUUGGAUCAGGAAAUAAUGGAGGAGUUUCUAGUCGUAAGGGGAACAAAUAUAGUUAUUCCAAGAAGGGUAGAGGAUGGUUUUCACUGAACAGAGACUCAGUGAUUCUCCGUAACUUGCCAAAGAAUCACAUUUCUCAUUAUGAUUUGAAUCAACUUACUACUUCACCUGAUGCUUUAAUUAAUAAAGAACAAAUUUUAAUUUUAACUCCAAUGUCUAAAUUUUUACCAAAAUAUUGGGAAAAUUUGAAUAAAUUGUCAUAUGAUCAUUCACUUAUUGAAUUAGGAUUUAUAAUUCCAAGAACUUUAGAAGGUGAUGAAACUUUACAAAGUUUAGAAUCAGCAAUUAAAAAAUCUUUAAAAGAUUCACCACAAAAUAAAUUUAAAAAAAUCACUAUAUUAAGACAAGAUCUGGAUUCAUUAAAAUCUCAAAAGGAAAAGGAUAGACAUGCACUUUCUGUACAAAAGGAACGUAGAUCAAUGAUGGCAUUGGCAAGGAAUUCACUUGUAUUCACCACUUUACUGCCAUAUACUUCAUGGUGUCUUUGGCUUGAUGCUGAUAUUGUAGAAACUAAACCAACUUUACUUCAAGAUUUGAUUGCUCAUGAUAAGCCAAUUAUAUCAGCAAAUGUAUAUCAAAGAUAUAUUGAUGAAUCUACCAAAAAGGAAUCAAUUAGACCAUAUGAUUUUAAUAAUUGGGUAGAAAGUGAAGAAGGUUUAGCAUUAGCUAAAACUUUGAAAGAUGAUGAAAUCAUUGUUGAAGGAUAUGCUGAAAUGGCCACCUAUAGACCAUUAAUGGCUCAUUUUUAUGAUUCUAACGCUGAUGAACAUACUGAAAUGGCUCUUGAUGGAGUUGGUGGUGGUGCUGUUCUUGUUAAGGCUGAUGUUCAUAGAGAUGGUGCCAUGUUCCCAUCUUUCCCAUUUUAUCAUUUGAUUGAAACUGAAGGAUUUGCUAAAAUGGCUAAAAGACUUGGAUAUGAAGUUUUCGGAUUACCAAAUUAUUUGGUUUAUCAUUACAAUGAAUAAAUACUUAGUGAAUAUAUUUAUUUAUGA